This is a messenger RNA of Toxotes jaculatrix (banded archerfish), 3680 nucleotides long. Its product is annotated as CCN family member 1. Lineage: Eukaryota; Metazoa; Chordata; Actinopteri; Toxotidae. The record is from RefSeq and is a predicted model, not a curated record. The transcript has 5 exons. Gene Ontology annotation, cellular component: extracellular region. Gene Ontology annotation, molecular function: protein binding. Bases 200 to 1390 code for a protein of 396 amino acids. Gene Ontology annotation, biological process: signal transduction.
UUUACAAAUGAUGGAGGACAUUUGAGGAUCGUCGUGCAAGUCGGAUUUAACCUUUAUGGACAAAAGCUGUUGUUUCUGAGCCGGUGGAGGAUUUAUUUUUUUUUUCUCUGUUAUAAAUUGUUGUUGUUUUUUUAAUUUUUGUUUUAAUUUUUUUGUUGUUGUACCAUUCUCUCUUCGUCUGUGUGAAUGAGCUGACAGCAUGGGGAUACUGCUAUUAUUUGCUGUCUUGCAAGUGGCGGCAGUCGGUUUGGUCACUGCAGGCUGCCCAGUGGUUUGUGAGUGUCCGGCAGGGCCCCCGUCCUGCCCCCCAGGGGUGAGCUCAGUCCCGGACGGCUGCGGCUGCUGCAAGGUGUGUGCUGCCCAACUCAACCAGGACUGCCACGAAGGACGGCCCUGUGACCACCAUAAAGGCCUGGAGUGCAACUAUGGCAACGAUGUGGGCCGUACCCAUGGCAUCUGCAGGGCAAAGGCAGAGGGCCGCUCCUGCGAAUACAACGGGCGUAUUUAUCAAAAUGGGGAGAAUUUCCGCGCUGGUUGCAAGCACCAGUGCACCUGCAUCGAUGGAGCAGUGGGCUGUGUGCCCCUUUGCCCCAGCCAUGUGCCCCUGGCAUCCCCUUCCUGUCCUGCCCCACAGCUGGUCAAGGUGCCAGGCCAGUGCUGCCUCAGCAUCGACUGCCACAAGGGAACCACUGUCGUGCCCCCAGCGCACCGUCGUCCGCAACCUCCGGCUUACCCGCCUUACCCCUUCAUUCCCUACCCGGCCUACCCGUACCCCAAGCCCUAUCCAAAACCUUACCGGAAGCUGUACCCCUACAAACCCAAAAAGGAGAAGGACACCAUGGGCAACGAGCUGGUGGACCUGGGGCGCAAGUGGGACAAGCCACGUGGAAACAAGCACCUGGCGGCCUGGAGGCAGGUGGGAGAUCAGUGUGUGGUUCAGACUACUUCUUGGUCUCAGUGUUCGCGGAGCUGCGGGAUGGGCGUUUCCUCUCGUGUUACCAAUGACAAUGCCCGCUGUAAGCUGAUCAAGGAGACGCGCCUGUGCAACAUUCGGCCAUGCAGCUCCAUGUCUAUCCCUGUCAAGAGAGGAAGGAAGUGCUCUCGUACCCAUAAGGCCCCUGAGCCACACCGUCUGUCCUACGCUGGCUGCAGGAGCACUCGCCUGUACAGGCCCAACUACUGUGGUGUAUGCAAGGAUGGCCGUUGCUGCUCGCCUCGUCGCACACGUACUGCCAGCGUGACCUUUGCCUGCCCUGAUGGCGAACGCUUCAACAGGUCUGUGAUGUUCAUCCAGUCCUGCAAGUGCAGCGAUGAGUGCAACCAUCUGAACGAGGCCGCCAUGCCUCCACAGCGAUGGCUCUACGGAGACACACAUAAAUUCAUCGACUAGCGGUGUUAUCCCCCCAACCUACAUUCCUUCACAAAAAAAGACUUUAACUCCCCCCAUAGAAUAGAAUAGCUGUCCUUAGUGUAUCUUUGAGUAGACGCAAGAAAGGUGCACAGGUGCACACAUCAAAACAUCUUUUCUGGAAAAUUGGGAAUGGGGAGAAGAAGAAUAAAUCAGACGGGCGCAUCUCCAACUUGGAAACAGCAAAACGACCAGCCCCUGUUUUAGUGUAGAUUAAAAGUAGUUUCUGGCCUUGACAGAAAGUACUUCAGACUGUGACAAAAUCUUUGUGGAAACAUGGAUGCAAUCAGCUGCCAUGCACCAAAUGUCCUCUGAACUCUGAGUUUGUCUGACGUUUGUUGGGGACAAUAGAGCAAGAGCUGACACUUAUACAUAUAAUUGUUGGUGGUGUGGAUUCACAUCACAGAUAAUGAGCAACAGAUCAGACUAGCUAAAAGAAAGCUGGUCUGCCAGCGCUUUGGAGCCAAAUAUAAAACCAGCUGGAAUCCUAUGUCCAAAAUUUGAGAAUUGAUAAACCAAAUGAAGACUCGCAGAGAAGACUUAACAGGAAAGGCCGGGACAAUGAUGGCAAAAGAUGGAGGAGCAUCUCAGAUGUUCUGACGGAAGCGUGGCUUGUGUCUUUUUAUGGUAUUUAUUCACUGGUAUUUAUUGUUGAGACAGACAUGAUGACACGGCAGCCUGCCACCAAGGAAGGCAGUGCUGCUAUGUUUGGAGCAUCAGUGCAGCUGAACAGGGAUCUGAGAGGGACAAAACAGCUGAGAGCUGUCAGCCAUGAGAGGGAGAGGAGGACUCCCACAGAUCCGGGGCUUGACCCCGAGGGUCACAUCAGAGGUCACAGCGGUCAGAAAACCAUAUCUAAUGAUGGAUGAUGAAUGGUACAGGAGAAGAGGAGGUAUGUACUGGAAAAAGACGGAGUUCUACCUGAUGGCUUAAGGCUUUGUACGCAUUAGUGGGGAAUAUGUCAAAGGUUGUUUACACAACUGGACUCAUCCCCUGCCUUGCCUCUGCAAGAGACAGAGACAUUUAGCAAGUACCAGAAGAACAAGCCUAGGAUUCUGGCGUCAAGAAGUCGACCGCCUAAUUCUGUGCAAAUUACAAUCCUGACUCUGAGGGGCAGUGGGAGAAAAUCAGCAACUCUCUGGUUUGCUGUAAAAAUAAAAUUUGAAAACUGCGUGUACUGAGCUAAACAUGUAAUUUGUGACUAGCGGGUGGAACUGCUCUGGUGCCCGAUCUGGCCUGUAAUUGAGCAACAAGCCAACUCACUGAAACAAAACAAUAACUCACACGCCUUCGUGUUUAAGUGGUGUCCGUUUCUGAGAAAUGCUGUUGAAGGCUGUGCUGUCAGUUGACGUCACUGUCAGAGACAGAGAGGAGCUCUAUGGCCGUGCAGAGGACGGGGCCAGAGCUGCUAGACGUCAAUAAGAACCUCUGAAGACUCGACAGAGAGAGAGGGACUCUGUUUUAUUCUGUAAGUCUUGUAACUGAGACCCUUUUUUUUAAUGACUGAAAAACCCAAACAACUUCCUUAACUGGUGGUUGGGUUAAAGUUCACGCACCUUACAACAGCCCUGAUUCAUGACCUAAUCUUUUUUGGCCCAUCUUGAGCAACUGUAAUGCAGAGAGAUUCAGAGGUAAUUUCAGAAGUUUUACUGCAUACCUUUUCAAAUGGUGAUUCUAAAUCAUUUCAAGCAUUGUUUUUUUUUCUGUUGUGCCAUAAGAUAGUGGCUUAGACAUUUUUGCAGUUUUCUGUGAAACUGGAAGAAACAGUAUUUGCAUUUUCUACCAUCUCUUGGCUACAAUAGGCUUUCUUAGUUAAGAGACUGCUGCCUCUAAUACAACCUUGUUAUGGGGUUUUUAUCCUUACAGGUGAUUAAAAAAUGUGUUUGCCGUUGCUAUUUGCCUAUGUAGAUGCUGUGGUUUUGGUACUGUAUGUCUAGUUUUGUUAAAGGACACUAUAGAGCAGCUAUGUACAGAUGCAUUGUGUUACCUUCUUUGUAGUUCUAUCUGCUGUAUAAGGGCCAAUCCUUCUACGAAUUAUACUGAAGUAGUCCAUGUAUAGUUUAGCAUUGAAUGAAGCAGGGUUCAGAUCCUUUGAGCAUUAAGUGCCAAUUUAAAAGCAUGAUGAUUGUAUGUGUACUAGUGAACAUUAACACCAUCUGUAAUAAUGAAGUCAUGCUUUUUAAGAUUAUGUAUUAAAAAAAAAAACAACUCAAGAGGCAAAACACAAUUUACCACGUUCCUCACAAAUUUGUCUCUUCUGGUUAAUUUACAC